AUGGGCAGUGUCUCGUCGGAGGAAGGGAGCGAGGAAAGGUGCGGAAGCUACAGCCUGAGCGCCGACGUUAGUGAGUCGGAGAGCUCGGCCGGCGACGCCGUGGAGGAUGUAACCGGCGCCCCCUCCAGUUCCGCCGGUUUUUCUUCUUUCGCGGCCGGGAGUUCGGCGCCAUCUACGCCGGCAUUCACUUUUCCGUUGAUCGGAGGGAGGGAUGUGGUGGUUUUGGACGAGAAGCCGCGGAAACUGGGCUCCGAUUUGUCGGAAAUUGAUAUGAUGAAAGAGAGAUUUGCGAAACUUCUCCUUGGUGAAGACAUGUCGGGUGGAGGUAAAGGUGUUUGUACUGCCUUAGCCAUCUCAAAUGCUAUAACCAAUCUUUCCGCCACUGUAUUUGGGCAAUUGUGGAGGCUGGAGCCCAUGGAUCCACAGAAGAAGACAAUGUGGUGCAGAGAGAUGGAUUGGCUCUUAUCUGUCAGUGACUCGAUUGUGGAACUUGUUCCCUCCAUUCAGCCAUAUCCUGGCGGGGGAAUGUAUGAGGUAAUGGCGACGAGGCCGCGUACUGAUUUGUGCAUGAACCUGCCGGCUCUCAAGAAACUGGAUGCCAUGUUGAUUAGCAUUCUUGAUGGGUUUCGAAAUACCGAGUUUUGGUACGUGGAUCGUGGGAUAGUUAUGGAUGAGUGCGAUCAGUUCUCGUCGGGGGCGUCUUCCGGUAGGCCUUCGGUUAGACAGGAGGAUAAGUGGUGGCUGCCAUGUCCUAAAGUUCCAGGAAAAGGUUUGUCCGAGGAUGCAAGGAAAAGGUUGCAGCAGUGUAGGGAUUGCACGAACCAGAUACUGAAAGCGGCCAUGGCUAUAAACAGUAACGUGCUGGCCGAGAUGGACAUUCCAACCGCCUAUAUAGAAACCCUACCCAAGAAUGGAAGAAGCUGUCUGGGUGACAUAAUCUACCGCUACAUAACUGCAGAUCAGUUCUCUCCUGAAUGUCUUCUGGAUUGCCUGGACUUGACUUCGGAGCACCAUACGGUAGAUGUGGCGAACAGGAUCGAGGCAGCUGUGCACGUCUGGAUGCUGAAAGAGAAAAAGAAACACCCCAACGUUCACAAACCCAAACGCAAGUCAUGGGGCGGUAAAGUGAAGGGCUUCGUGGCUGAUGGAGAAAAGAAUCUGCUUCUGGCUCAACGAGCUGAGACUCUGCUGCACAGUCUCAGGCUCCGUUUUCCCGGUCUUCCUCAAACUGCACUUGACAUGAGCAAGAUCCAAUACAACAAGGACGUGGGACAUGCAAUUCUGGAAAGUUAUUCACGGGUUAUGGAGAGCUUAGCAUUCAAUGUAAUCGCAAGAAUUGACGAUGUUCUUUACGUGGAUGAUGCCACCAGGCAAUGCGCGGUGAGCGAGGCUCUCUCGAUUUUCAACAGGGGAGGAGGGUUCAAUGGCCUACCCGUGCAGAAGAAGAUGUCCCCAAGUCCCUUCUCUAUUCAGCACACGCCUUAUGUAUCUCCUUACGCGACUCCUUUGUGCUCAUCCCCUCCUUUGCCGGGCAGCCCGAGAACUGUUACCCCACUCGACAUGAGCUCACGAGCCCUAAACCAUAAGUAUGACAAGGUCGUGCCGGCUGACCUGGAUAAGCUCUGGUUGUAUGCCGGUAAUCUUAAUCUCGGGUCAAGGAGGGUUACUGGGGAUGCCCCGGAGCGCGACUGA
Messenger RNA from Striga hermonthica, 1692 nucleotides. The record is from the annotation of a GenBank genome assembly. Lineage: Eukaryota; Viridiplantae; Streptophyta; Magnoliopsida; Lamiales; Orobanchaceae.